This is a messenger RNA of Gadus chalcogrammus (walleye pollock), 9962 nucleotides long. RefSeq names its product coiled-coil domain containing 142 (gene ccdc142). Lineage: Eukaryota; Metazoa; Chordata; Actinopteri; Gadiformes; Gadidae. The transcript is spliced from 10 exons. The coding region runs from base 7103 to 8479 and encodes 458 amino acids. The record is from RefSeq and is a predicted model, not a curated record.
CACACAUGCACACACACACACUGGGAUCAGGGUAAACACACACGCACACACACACACUGGGUUCAGGGUAAACACACACACUGGGAUCAAGGUAAACACACACACACACACACUGGGAUAAGGGUAAACACACACACACUGGGAUAAGGGUAAACACACACACACUGGGAUCAGGGUAAACACACACACACUGGGAUCAGGGUAAACACACACACACUGGAAUCAGGGUAAACACACACACUGGGAUCAGGGUAAUCACACACGCACUGGGAUCAGGUUAAACACACACACUGGGAUCAGGUUAAACACACACACACUGGGAUCAGGUUAAACACACACACACUGGGAUCAGGUUAAACACACACACACUGGGAUCAGGUUAAACACACACACACUGGGAUCAGGGUGAACACACACACACUGGGAUCAGGGUAAACACACACACACAGGGAUCAGGGUAAACACACAAACACACUGGGAUCCGGGUAAACACACACACUGGGAUAAGUGGGGUACUCCACAAAGCCGGUUUUAUCACAUAACCGGGUAAGCAGGGCUUGAAAACGAAAUUUUCCGAAUGGAACCGGUAUAUUUAACGUUUUCGUUCUUGCGUUCCGCCGCCAACAUAUCGUUCCUGAACCGGUUCGGAACGUAAAAUAACGUUCGUUCUUAACGUUCCGGCAGUGUUAAUGGCCCUCAUUUAUCAAACAAGCGUACGACAGAAAACGUGCGUAAAAUGGACGUACGCUCAUUUCAACGUUGAGCUUGGCAUUUAUCAAUUUGAUCGUGAGCGCAGGCUGCGAUGAAAUCUCACGUCAGGUCUGAGCUCGUGUACGCAAGUUUUUUUGGCGCAACAUACGGGUAUUUCCCUGAUGAAUAGUGCAGCACAAGUAGCCCAUGUUGCACAUCUGUAUUAAUUACUAAAUAAAUUGGAAUUAGCCCAGCCGUUCAAACAAUUACAAUCAAGUCAGGCCUAAUUAAAAACAGUAUUGCUAUGAAAAUAAUUAGAAUGUGACAGGUGAAAUGUUUAUUCAGCUGUCUAUAUUAACAGGAGCUUUGCCAAAUAGGUGGUCGAGUCUCAGCGAUGGCAGAUCUGGCUCUGUUAUUAGAGGACCUCAACGCGAAGACGAGAGAGAGUUUUUCGAGGCCGCGGCGAUUUUUUUAUGGAGAGCGAUGAAUGGCUCUUGAGUCGUUUUCGUCUCCCAAGGCAUCUCCUGAUGGAGCUAUGCAAUGCUUUGGAGCCACAGUUAAGGCGAGAAUAGGCGAUCAAACGCAAUACCUGUGCUCUACCUUGGGGUUUUUGGCCACCGGGAGCUUUCAGCGGGAGAUCAGAGACAGGUCUGGUAUUUCCCAGCAAAGUAUUAGCCGAACCAUGCCAGCUGUUUUGGCAGCUAUAAUGUCCCUCUCCGAACGUUAUAUUAAAUUCCCAUAUAAUAACGAUCAGCAAACUGGAAUCAAACAGGACUUUUAUGCUAUUGCUAGGUUUCCAAAUGUGAUUGGUGCGGUUGAUUGUACCCAUGUGCGUAUGAAGCCACCAUCUAUUAAUGAUUAUGCGUACAUCAACCGCAAAAGCUACCAUUCAGUUAAUGUUCAGAUUAUUUGCGUUGCCAGAAUGUCAAUCCUGAACAUGGUAGCCCGAUGGCCUGGGGGCACGCACGAUUCUUUUAUUUUCCAAAAUAGCAACGUUGGGCAUCAUCUACAUCAGGGUGCACUACAUGGUCAGAGUCAUCUCCUCGGUGAGUUACGCUGCAGUUCUCUUGAAAAACGUUUAAGACAUCGCACUAAAAGUUUGAUGUGAUUCAUCUAGGUGACAAAGGCUAUGCCCUGAACGAGUACCUAAUAACUCCUCUGGCUCAUCCGAACACGGAUCAGGAGCACAACUUCAACAGCGCUCACGCGCACAAGGGCAACAGUGGAGCGAUGUAUAGGCCUACUCAAGGGCAGGUGGAUGUCCAUCGGGUCAGCGGGGGGAACGUUGCUCUACAGCCCAGAAAAGACCUGCAAUAUUAUUUUAGCAUGUGGGGUUCUGCAUAAUAUUGCGCUGGCAAAUGGGGUGCCAUUUGCCGACCGGCAGCCAGAUGACCCGAUGCCCAGAGAUCCCUGGCCACUAUUUCAACUGGCCCGCUUCACAGCCGCAACACGUUUUUUGGUGCCGAGCUUCAUGUCGGACCAUUUUUUCUUCACCUUAUUCGGAAUAAAAUAACUUUAACGCAAUGCAAACAAUAGCAUAUAUGUGAAAUGUUUUAAGCUGGAUAACAGAAAUUUUACAUUUAAUUUAUUAUUUAAUUAAUUUAAUUAACAAACCUCUUCCGUAGCCCGAUGAACAUUGGAAACACUAUUCACUGCAACAUUUAUUUCCUUCCAUGUAGCAUUAUUUUGCUUGCCUUUAAUGCCAGCUUUUAGGCUACCAAACAAAACCAGACGGUUCGCAUCCACCAGUGACACGAGCGUCUCCAUUUCGGUCUCGGAAAAAUUCCUCUAUUUUUUUUACCGUUGGACGUUUCUCCAUGUCGUAAAAGUUAGGGGCGAGACUUCUGAAGACGUGCUUUUAUGUGGGCGUGUUAGGUUAAUUACGAUCGAUGUCAGCCGCCAUAUUUAUCAACACCAAGAUCCUUACGCUGCGAUUGGUGUGAUACGAAAGUUUCGUGAAUCUCACGUGGGUCCUAAGGGCCGGCGCUCGGCAUAGGCGAGCUAGGCGACCGCCUAGGGCGACAAAUGCGUUGGGGGCGCCCUCUGGUGGCGCCCUUAAUUAGUCCAUUAAAAUGUACGACGCGAACGGAGAAGGGAGGGGGCGCGGGAGCAAUCGCCAGGGUGGCCCGAAACCGUCACCGUAGCACACACCCCCGCUCGGAAGACCUGUCCAGGGCGCAAGUUGAUUUUGAGUCGCCUAGGGUGCCGAAACGGCCAGCGCCGGCUCAUGCGUUCAGAUUUGCGCUCAUUUCUAUGUUCGUUUGAUAAAUGAGGGCCAUUGUGCCUAGUCUAUUUUUGUGGUCGAUAAAAGGGUGACCAGAUGUGUCGCUUUGUGCGGGACAGUCCCGCAUUUCCAUUACUUUGUACACGUCCCGCAAAUUGAGACGUUGUCCCGCGUUGUUAUUAGGGCUGGCCCGAAUUACCGUAUUUUCCGGACUAUACGUCGCUCCCGAGUAUUAGUCGCAUCAGUCAAAAAAUGCUCCAUGACGAGGAAAAAAACAUAUAUACGUCGCAUCGGUGUAUAAGUCGCAUUUAUUUUUAAACAUUUAAACAAGAACGUUUAGUCUGGAGAGACUGAAUAAAAUUGCAAUAGCAAUAUAGGUGUGUCGGUCCCACUCGUAGUUCUGAGAGUAUACCGAAUUCAGUGACACCGGGAUUCCACCGGAAACGUAUGCGCCGCGGUCCUAAACCUGAGCGCACGAUCGGGAGGUGGAAGUUGCGCUUUAGAUGCCUUCACAAGUCCAGCGGAGGGCUCCAGUUUUCGCCGGCCAAGUCAUGCGCUGUGAUAUGUGUGAUUAUGUUGCACAUCAUUGCAGCUAAGGCUGGGGUAGCUUUGGUUGAACCGGAGGACAUUGAGGACGAUGACGACGAGAAUAUAAUUUAUUCGGUGGUGCAGUAGGCUUGCAGCGUUCAGUUGUAGGCCUAAUGAAUGACGGUGCCAUCUUGCGGCCGAAGAUUAUGUACGCACAAUUUUGGCAUAUAAGUCGCAGGGCAAGCCAAACUACAAAAAAACCGCGACUUAUAGUCCGGAAAAUACGGUAUUCGAAUAUUCAAAUACUCGUUGGGAACAUUUUUAUUCAAAGCUUAAAUCAGUAUUCGGAGCUUCGUUGUUUCACGUAUUUGACGUUACCAGAGCGAGGGAGGCAAACUAUAAGCGACACCAAGCAGAGAAGCGAGAGAGGUGGAGGAAGAAUAGAUAUCUUGUUUCCCUUUACUUUAUAACAACAUUAGCGGGAUCUCGGGAGGAAAAUAAAUGCUUAGUGAAAUGCUAACCUUAGCUUAGUUGUUUGUUUACGUUCCCUGUACAGCGCCGCGCCAAUCAACUGUGACUGGCUUGCUGCAGAGCGUGAGCGUCUUGCGAAUACCCGGUCAAUAUAAUGGAUAUAAUAUGGACACGUAAGACAAUCAAUAUUCGGUAUUUGUUAUGGAUUUAUUGUACAAAUUCGCUGAAAAGAUGCACGUUCCAGAAUGAAUUGAAAAGCUCCCGCAAGAGCUGAGAUUGCAGAGGACAGCUGAUUUGGUACGGAACAACAGCUGUUGGCUUCCACGGGGAAAAACUAAGUAACUCCAACUUACUUAGGCCUACUAAUUAACGUUUAAAAGCUAUUAAAUCUUCAACAAAAUAUGCAGAUACUGUAAAAAAUCGGUUCCAGGGAGUAUAUAGGGAUUAUUAAUGUUUCUGAUGGUGUGUUUUUCUGGAAUGAGUAUUCGAAUAUUCGCUCGGAAAAACCAACGAGUAUUCGAAGCCUGAAAAAUGGCAGUAAGACUCGAUUUUUGAAAUAAGUGUUUUAUAAUCUGGCCUUUAUCAAAUAGCUGUGUGUAGACAGCAGUGAGGGCUGUCAUCGGGGAGCGGGCGGGCUGUCUGAUCAUGUCAAUGAAACUUGGACACAGACGCAUGUUAAGGGCACGCCCACCAACAAGAAACAAUGCAAAGGCGAUACAGUGGACCCGGUUAAUUUAACUCGCGUUACCUUUGUCGAAGAUAGAGCUCAGUGCAUCUGUUGCUUCCAAAUCGCCUCUCGCCAGGGUGGUGGUGGGAAUUUGUGACAACUGAGCUUAGCUGGCGGCGAAGUGAACGCGGCAACCGGAAACAUUUUUAUUUUUUCAUGAAAUAGGCUAUGCUUUUGUGAAAUUUUAUAGGCUAUAUAGAGAACGAAAAAACCCGUUAUUAACCGGUUUUGGGGAUUUCAGAAUAACGUUUCUGGGCCCCGUUUCCCGAUAUCGAUGCAUCUUCGCUCGUAAGAUGGUUCGAAAGAGGGAGCUUUCGAACCAUCGAUAAUUUCUUUGGAGCGUUUCCCAAAACUCCUCUUAACGUGAACGCGCAUUCGCUGCACUCAAGACGAUCUUAGAAUUGUAGCCUACCUGUCCACUGACAUCGUGCUGAAACGGGCUAUGACGCAGGGGGAGACGCAGGAAUGUCGGAGGAAAAUGGGGUUAAAAAGGGUUAAAAUAUCUCCCCAUCAAGGCCAACCGCAGAGUAGCCUACGAAAAGAAUAGAUUGCAAUAAUAUGAAUGCUAAAGAUAUUAAAACACAAUUGAUUAAGCCUAGGCCGACAUAUAUAGCAGUCCUAAUCCUGAGCGCACGAUCGGGAGGUGGAAGUUGCGCUUUAGAUGCCUUCACAAGUCCAGCGGAGGGCUCCAGUUUUUCGCCGGCCAAGUUAUGCGCUGUGAUAUGUGUGACAGCUAUGUUGCACAACAUUGCAGCUAAGGCUGGGGUAGCUUUGGUUGAACCGGAGGACAUUGAGGACGAUGACGACGAGGAAGAUCGGUGUGAGGACGGCCUCCCUCAUAACUACGCGGCUGGUUUUCAUGCACGUCGAAGAGUGAUUGAGACUUUUUUUUAACCCCCUCCACCCUCCCACAUUUCACUAAACAUUCCCGUCAACGUGACCAAUCCCCACCAUAUCCCAGCCUUUUGCCUGCUCCUUUGCUUGUUUUUUAUAAAAAUAUAUAAUAUUCUUUUUUAUAAUUUAUUUAUUUAUUUUUUUUUUUACAUUAUUUUAUAGAACGAUGGCUAUUGCGUCGUCGGUGGAUCUGUUAGUCCGGUAUGCAAACUGGUGUGUGUCCAGGGUGGGGGGGAGACAGGCUUUGAUGUGUCUCAAAACCAGUUUCUCAAAGCACUUGGUGAUGACUGGGGUGAGUGCUAUGGGGCGGAAGUCAUUGAGGCUGAGUACUAUGCCGAGAGGCGCUUACAACAGAAAGUAUCAAAUAGUCCUAACAGACUUAUAUCCACUGGAGAAUAUUCGAUCGUAGCCGGCGGCUUCAUUACAAGCACUAAUCCAUCUUGAUCUGUGAAGUUGAUGAAUUGUCAGUUUUAGGUUUUCUACCUAGUUACUAAAAAAAACAUUUGGAACAUAUGCGCUGUGGCACGCACACGGUUUGCAUGUGUUACUUCGAAGGUAAACAAAGACUCUCUGAGGAGGUACCUCCAGGUACCCCCUCCAUGCCAGGGCGCCCUGAAUUUAUGUAUAAUAAAAACUCCUCACCGGGGUCAAGACAUUUUGAGGGCCAGAUCCAGUCUGCCGACUGUCGGCCUUUUCACGAUUGGCUUAAAAAAAGGGCUUAUUUAAAUGUAUACCAAUACGAUGGUGGGAAAAGCUUACCAGUUUGUAUGUUUUUAUGCUUCAUUUUUACUUGAUCCGCUGACCGCUUGGGAGCCAUCGGAGUAGGCCUACAUAUUUUUUUUUAGUGGUAGGAACGUUAAGAAUGCUUAACUGGGAUAUUUAUAGAUUUGUGGCUCAAAUAUUAAGGAUCAUGCUUUUGACAUGUAACUAACGCAUUUACGCAGUCAGCGAUCCGCUGCCAGGCUUUGGUUCUCCGGGUUGCAGAUGCUUUACCCUUUUCUUGUGAUAAUGUCCUUCUCCGCGUCAUAGCUCUCCAGGAGAACCUGGAGUUCCAUUUCAUUGGAUUAAGCGGCCCGUUUCGCCAUUUCAAUCAGGGUUUCCAUGAUCCAUACAUCACGUCUUUAUAGGUUUGGCGUGGACGCGCAUAACCCCCCGUGUUAACCAACCCCGUGUUGAUUGAACUAAUGCAUAACCCGUGCGGUGGAACCGACAGCUCUGGUUUAGUUGGCACAGGGUCAAUCAACCUAGAGUUCAGCGUUAACUCUGUGUUUGUUAAGCCUCCGUUCGUGGAAUACCCCACAGGGUAAACACACUCUGGGAUCAGGUUAAACACACACACUGAGAUCAGGGUAAACACACUCACUGGGAUCAGGGUAACCGCUCAUAUGAGGGGGGUGGAUGACGUCCGCAUCUUCUGGACGUAACGCUUGAAGUUCCAGCGAUGUCCAUCCCUUCAGUCCCACGAUUAUCUAGAAGGCAGCUUAAUAAAAAUAGAAUGUAGUUCAUUAUAAUCAUAAAAUUUCAAUCAUUAAAUAAAUCAAAAAAAAUCAUGAAAUCCCAAGUAUAGCAUGAAUAGAUGUGUCUGUCACACGGAAACAAGCGAUAUAUAUUUCAAAGUGUUGUGCGGUUCUUUAGGCUCAGCUCUCAAAGAUAAAUGUCUUCCUGGGACCACCGGAGAAAGGCCGCUCCUGAUGACAUCACAGGAGCAGAAUGGCAGCCUGGUGAUGACAUCACAGGAGCAGGGGGGAAGCAUGGUGAUGACAUCACAGGAGCAGGGGGGCAUGACGGCGACAGUGAAGCACUUGUUACAGCUCUCCCCUCCUCUACUCUCUGCUGUCCGCUGUCACCUCUCGGCUGAGGCCACAGAAACAGGUGGGGGGGGCCCGUCCAGCCGGGCUCUCUGCAGAGCCACGGCCCACCUGGCGGUGGCGGCGGGGCAGGCCAGCCUGCUCUGGGUGAUGUCCAAGUCGCAUCAGUUCCUGUCUUCAUGGAGCCUGGACAAGUUUCUCCUCAUCACGCAGGGGGACUUAAAGGUUUUACGUGUGACUUUAGAAAGGCUUUUACAACAAAUGGAGACCCUGAUGGUUGAGGGAGCCCCUCAUCUCUACCGUCACCACCGAGUCCUCUUGAGACGGCAGAUUGUCGCCGUACGGAGCUGUGUCUCUGAGCUGCAGGCGUUCUCUUCCGUGGCUUUGAAGAUUUUCUCCUGUGGCUGCAAGCAGAUAUCAGGGGAGCUGUUUGAGCAGAGCAUGCCCUCCGCCAAACACUGGAGACUGACCUAUAGAACAGAAUUUCCCAGCAGCCCCAGCGAAUACAUGUUGUUUGCAGCUCAGAGUGUGAUUGGUCAGGUCCUGGAGGGCGUGGCUCCGCUGUCAGACGACGCCCGCGUCCAGACCCUCAGCAUCACCAUGACGGCCUUCGUGGAGGCCUGGAUGGAGCACAUCCUCAAACACAAGAUCAGGUUCAGCGUCCAGGGAGCGCUCCAGCUGAAGCAGGACUUUGACUGCAUCAGAGGAUUCCUUCAGUCCGACGAGUUCAGUCCGUCAGCUGACCUUCUCCACCUCCGGGUAUUCCAGCAGAUGGACUCAGCAGUCAUCUGUCUACUACAGCAGCCUCAGCCAAAGCCUUAUCUCCAGUCCCGCUGCUGGGAGCCAUUCAGACGAUGCUGCCCGACCACACGCAGUGGCAGUAGCAUCGAUGUGGCCAUAGGGGCCAGUAUAACCAACCUAGAGAACAUGGAAGGAGAGGUGUUGACCCAUUCCAGCUCCUCCCCCCUGACUCCCGUCGCCCCCCAAGCCCCUCCCCUCUCUCCCAGCCAGACUUACCUCGCUCCCAGUUUAGCUUUAGGCGCGGUUCAGCAGGAAUGGUUAGACUUGAGAAUCCACAACAGCGUCUCCCGAUGGCGGCUACCAGGACUGCAGUGCCUCUCCAAAUCCGAACACUAAAUUAGCAGCCUGUCCAAAAUCCCCCCCCCCCCCCCAAUAAAUACCUCAUGUCUUGGUGUUGCAGAAAAUAUCCACUUGCACUCUUGGGUUUUUCCGAGCACGAAAAAAAAACACCCUUUUCUUCCUGGUGUGUAAAUGUAUCGAGAGAUACAGGUGAGAAGUGUAAAUCAUUUAGUUUAGGAGGAAUGAGCAUAGUUCCUGUUUCGGCUGAUCCAGUACUGCAUUGUUUGUAGUAGGGAUAGGCUCCUAAUUAUACACUGUUCCUAUUCUAUUGCUUUUUAUAGAAGUGUCAGCUUUUCUUUACUAGUAUGUGAAUGCAACAUGUGUACAUUUUAUAUAGCAUAUCUUAAUACUUUAUACAUACUGUGAUACAGCUGUGUCCACAUAUACAUAUAAUACAAACACCACAAGCCUUAUGUUAAUGAACCUGCACUGACCAGUCAAUCAGCACUCAUUAAAUCUAAUGAGCCUCAUGCUCAUACACACAGGGCUCACCAAUAGCCACACGUACAAAAGCUACUGAUUACUUAAUGAACAGGUUAAAUACAUGGCUCAAAACUGCUCCAAACCGGAACUAACCCGCGAGUGCCAGUUCUCCUCAUAUUAGACAUUCUCUGGCAGUGCUUCGAAGCUUAUACAGACAGAGCCCGUCUACGAAGAGCCUGGGCACUCCCUAUACGCCCCAUUGUACCGAUUUUGGUUGUAGUUCCAUGAGACAUCCACUGGGGGUGAUCGCGGGCGAGUCCAGAUUGAAUGGGAGUCUAUGGGGCUAAACGGCUAAUUAUGCCUCUUUCACCUGCUUGUCGUUGAAAUAUCGCAAAUUUUAUUGUAGAUUCCGCAAGUUCAAUAUAGAUUAUGGUUCAAAAGUCAAAUGAGUGAGUACUUAUGUCCUUUCGAUUUCUUACAGUUUGGGCCGUUGUUGGCCAUACACGCUAGCAUUCUGCUAAUGAAUGCUGAUUGGUCAGGGACGGACUUGCGACUGAUUACGACCAGAGACCCCUCUUACGGCAUCUGAAGCUGAAGAGCAAUGAGAAACGUGUUAACUCAAUUUUUGAGUACUGUAUUUAGAUUUUCCUGCAGGUCCUUUUAUUUUUUAGAUAGUAUGUAUGGUGAAAGUACAUGGCAUAAAUGGAAUUUCUUCCAUUUCUUGUGUUCAAUGUUCAAUGUGUUAUAGCCUAUACAUGGUAGGUACGGUAUGACCACCUUAAAUAAUACAGUCAAUAUCCCGCUCAAUAUCAUUUAAUCUGUCAUUGUCUAUUUUUCGAAAAUAAAGAUAGUUUAAAAAAGAAAUGCCUCGUAAAUGUGCAAUGAUAAACUGCACUUACAGUGGAAACGGAUUGUCCGUCUUUUCGUUUACCAAGGACAGAAAAAGGUAACGUUCUUGCUUGCUCUGUAUGAAUGGUCCUAGCCAGGCUACCUGAGGCUUCACCUGUUAAGGAAAGUUGCGCUGGAGCCCGGGUAAUAUCGCACAUGGCUUAUUCAA